Molecule: messenger RNA, 1332 nt
Organism: Phyllopteryx taeniolatus (common seadragon)
Lineage: Eukaryota; Metazoa; Chordata; Actinopteri; Syngnathiformes; Syngnathidae
Product: serine/arginine-rich splicing factor 6-like
Exons: 6
Coding region: 90-1151 (353 amino acids)
Biological process (GO): alternative mRNA splicing, via spliceosome; mRNA splice site recognition
Cellular component (GO): nucleus; cytoplasm; ribonucleoprotein complex
Molecular function (GO): mRNA binding
Source: RefSeq, a predicted model, not a curated record
UUCACCGUCACCGACCACCAUUUUUUUUCCAGCUUAGCUAACGAGCAGCAGUAAAGAAGGUUCGCGAAAAGGCUGUCGAGCGAUUCAACAUGCCUCGCGUUUACAUAGGACGACUUGGCUACCACGUCCGCGAAAAGGACAUCCAGCGGUUUUUCGGCAGCUUUGGCAAGCUCUUGGAAGUCGAUUUAAAAAACGGAUACGGUUUCGUGGAGUUCGAAGACAACCGGGAUGCCGACGACGCCGUGUACGAGCUGAACGGGAAGGAUCUGUGCGGCGAGAGGGUGAUCGUCGAGCAUGCCCGCGGGCAUCGGCGGGACCGGGAUAGCUACAGUGGGGGCAGCUGGGGUGAUGGGCGCAGUAGCGGUUACGGCAGCCGGAGCCGCACGGGCAGAGACAAGUACGGACCCCCGGUCCGCACCGAAUAUCGUCUGAUUGUGGAAAACCUGUCGAGCCGCUGCAGUUGGCAGGACCUCAAGGAUUUUAUGCGUCAGGCGGGCGAGGUCACUUACGCCGACGCCCACAAGGAGUGCGCCAACGAGGGAGUGAUCGAGUUCCGCAGCCAGUCAGAUCUGAAGCGCGCUAUUGACAAGUUGGACGGGACGGACAUUAAUGGGAGAAAGAUUCGUCUGGUGCCGGACCGGCCUCGCAGGCGCAGGUCCUAUUCUGGCAGCCGAUCCAGGUCUCGAAGCCGCCGUCGCUCCCGCAGCAGGAGCCGUAGGAGCAGAAGCUCCAGGAGUCGCUCCAGAUCCAAAUCUCGGUCCGGUUCGCGCAGCAACAAGAGAUCCGCGAGGAAGUCUCGCUCCAAGUCAGGCGAGAGCAAGUCGCGUUCUCGCAACCGCAAAUCCCAUUCGAGAUCGAAGUCCAAAUCCCCGUCCCGAUCCCCCGAGCGCAAAUCGAAGUCCCGCUCGAAGAGCCGCUCCAAGGUGAAGUCUGAGCGGGAUUCCCGUUCCCGAUCCAAGGAGAAGGUUGACGAGAAGUCCCGCAGUCGCUCGGCCUCCCCCGUAGAGAAUGGUAACGACGACCGCGAGCCCAAAUCCGCAUCGCGCUCCCCUUCCCCGCGCGAGGACGACCGCCGGUCCCCGUCCGGAGAGAGGCGCUCGGCCUCCCGUUCGAGAUCUCGUUCGCGGUCUAGAUCGGCUUCUCAGGAUUAGUACAGAACUUCACAUCGAGUGCCAGUCCUCGGCUGUACAUAGCGAGCAGUGUUGACAUGCUGGUUUCUGCAUCCCGGAUUGUCCACAUCGGUCUUUAAAUCUUUCUUCUCGCUGCAGUAAGACAGGCUACACAGCCAACUGGUUUCCAAAUAGAUGUUCAAAUAAAGUAACUUUGAUUUUU